Messenger RNA from Chanos chanos (milkfish), 1070 nucleotides. It is a transcript of the gene nabp1a, whose product is annotated as nucleic acid binding protein 1a. Gene Ontology annotation, cellular component: SOSS complex. Gene Ontology annotation, biological process: mitotic G2/M transition checkpoint; response to ionizing radiation; double-strand break repair via homologous recombination. Bases 417 to 1070 code for a protein of 217 amino acids. Lineage: Eukaryota; Metazoa; Chordata; Actinopteri; Gonorynchiformes; Chanidae. The transcript is spliced from 6 exons. Gene Ontology annotation, molecular function: DNA binding. The record is from RefSeq and is a predicted model, not a curated record.
AACUGCGACGUUUUCUAAAACCAGCUGAAAAGCUACGUCUGAAACUUGGUGUUAUUUUAGCCGGUAAUAGUAGCCAGCUAGCUGAUCAUUCGAAAAGUACGAUUUCUCUUAUUGUGGAGGGGAAGAUUCACUCUUUUCUUACAAUACUAGCACGUUAGUGUAGUAAACCACUAAACCUUACAAGAAACACAUACGAUUAAACAUUUUCAAGGAAAACCUCGCAGAUUAAUUCCAGGCAAACUAUCUGGCCUAUAGUUUAACAGAAGCUGAGUCCCGAUAGUGUUACAUAGCAUAGAUUGCCUGCUGAUUAGAACUUAUUCAUGUCUGCUAGCUAGCUCGCUAGCUAAACCGAAUGCUGCUUUGUGUUGCACUAGCCUUAAGCUAGCCCGCCUAGCUUUACCACUGUUGUCUUAGAAAUGUCGAACAUCCCCAACGAAGCUGUCGUCUUGCUUAAAGACGUCAAACCAGGAUCGAAAAAUCUAAAUAUCGUCUUUAUUGUUUUGGAAAUAGGUCGCGUGACCAAGACAAAGGAUGGCCACGAAGUGCGCUCGUGCAAAGUGGCGGACAAGAGCGGCAGCAUCGCCAUCUCGGUGUGGGAUGAGCUGGGCAGCCUCAUCCAACCUGGAGACAUCAUUCGCCUAACAAGAGGCUAUGCCUCUAUUUGGAAGGGCUGCUUGACCCUCUACACUGGAAGAGGUGGAGACUUACAGAAGAUUGGAGAGUUCUGCAUGGUGUACUCGGAGGUACCAAACUUCAGUGAACCAAAUCCAGAGCUUUUAGCCCAGGCUAACAUGCAGAAUAAGACGGGUAAAGGAGAGCAGCGUGGCAAUUCUCCUCCCAAUCAGAAUUCGGGUACACCAGCACAAACAGGAAACGGUGCCAUGCAGACAUACUCCAAUAGCACUGCCCCCGUGCCUCGUGAUCCCAACUUCGGGGGUCCAGGCAGAACCAACGGCCGUGUCCCUGGCAACGGACAACCCCCUUUGACUGUGGGAGGGCCUCCUGCCCCUCCUAAACCCUCAGUCACCAUCAGUAAUGGCAGGGACCCUCGCCGAGCCUCUAAGAGAUGA